This is a messenger RNA of Mesocricetus auratus (golden hamster), 1811 nucleotides long. RefSeq names its product MYD88 innate immune signal transduction adaptor (gene Myd88). Gene Ontology annotation, biological process: Toll signaling pathway; innate immune response; defense response to Gram-positive bacterium. The transcript is spliced from 5 exons. Lineage: Eukaryota; Metazoa; Chordata; Mammalia; Rodentia; Cricetidae. The record is from RefSeq and is a predicted model, not a curated record. Gene Ontology annotation, cellular component: plasma membrane. The coding region runs from base 77 to 967 and encodes 296 amino acids. Gene Ontology annotation, molecular function: Toll-like receptor binding; TIR domain binding.
UAGGGGAAGUAGGAAGGAAGUUCGGCGGCGGGCGGGCGAGCGGACCGGACCUCACUGAGGCUCAGGGUGGCUCGCCAUGUCUGCGGGAGGCCCCUGCGUGGGAUCCGUGUCCCUGGACUCCUCCAAGUCCUCCCUACCCUUGGCCGCGCUCAACGUGCGAGUGCGGCGCCGUCUCUCCCUGUUCUUGAACGUACGGACGCCGGUGGCGGCCGACUGGACUGUGCUGGCGGAGGAAAUGGGCUUCGAGUACUUGGAGAUCCGACAGCUGGAGACGCGCCCUGACCCCACGGGCAGUUUGUUGGAUGCCUGGCAGGGGCGCUCGGGCGCGACGGUCGGCGGGCUGUUAGAGAUGCUGGCCGCGCUGGGCCGUGAGGAUAUCCUCCAGGAGCUGGGGCCCAGCAUCGUGGAAGACUGCGAGAAAUACCUAAGGAAUCAGCAGAAGCAGGAGUCUGAGAAACCCUUACAGGUGGCCAGAGUAGAAAGCAGUGUCCCACAAACAAAGGAGCUGGAGGGCAUCACCACCCUUGAUGACCCCCUGGGACAGACACCAGAGCUUUUCGAUGCCUUCAUCUGCUACUGCCCCAGUGAUAUCGAGUUUGUGCAGGAGAUGAUCAGACAGCUAGAACAGACAGACUAUCGGCUAAAGCUGUGUGUGUCCGACCGUGAUGUCCUGCCAGGCACCUGUGUCUGGUCCAUUGCCAGUGAACUCAUUGAGAAGAGGUGUCGCCGGAUGGUGGUGGUUGUUUCUGACGAUUACCUACAGAGCAAGGAAUGUGACUUCCAGACCAAGUUUGCUCUCAGCCUCUCUCCAGGCAUCCAACAGAAGCGACUGAUUCCCAUCAAAUACAAGGCAAUGAAGAAGGAUUUCCCCAGCAUCCUGCGGUUCAUCACCAUCUGUGACUAUACCAACCCUUGCACCAAGUCCUGGUUCUGGACCCGCCUUGCCAAGGCUUUGUCUCUGCCCUGAAGAUGGCCCUGGCAGGCCUAGGUCUGUCAGUCCGUCCGUCCGUCUGUAUUCUUCUGCUUGUCUCCUCUGGCAUCGUAGGAGGAAAUUUGUGGUCCACCCACCCCUGGAGGUUCCACCUCUGCAGAUGCUUCCACAGCAGCCAAACCCCGUCUGGACACCGUCCUUGGGGUCCUGAAGGGAAUGAGUGACUGCAAAUGAUGUUAUUACCUGCUGGGUUGUCAGCCAGCGCAGUAAUCGCCAGGGUUGGUUGAGUCUAAGAAAAGGACCGGCUGGGCUGCAUCUGAGCUAUCUUUGGCCUCAGCUUUGCAACCUGAGAAACAGGGUCUGGAGAUCGGGCAGGAACACGGGGAGACAUCGCUCUGGCUGAAGGAGAGCUGAUCAUGGGAUCGCAUCCUUGCCGGGACAACUGCUUUCCCGUCGGCCUCGUGUUCCUGUCCCUCCUUUCACGGGGCGAUGGGGAGGUGAGCUGACUUCUGUCUGGAUUCUCUGAAACUGUCCUAUCUGCAUCUUGGACCCUCUUAGCCUCAGCCCCACGUUCAGUGGUCACUGGUGACUGGUAGCCGUGCCUGUGCACACAUCUCAGUUCUGCCUUGCUUGAAGUGAGAUCCUGUUCUCUGACAUGCGGUCAUUUAUGGCGGCCUCAGUACGGCCACCAGGAUGGUGUCCUCAGGGAACCUUCCUCCCUGGCUCACCAGCACAGGGAUUUUCUAGCAAUUUUCUGCACCUUGACUCCCUGCUUUGUUAACAAGUAGCAAAUCCUUUCCCCAGGGCUUGGAGGCAUGUGGCCCCAUAUAGUCUUAUUCAUGUAGAUAUAUGUAAAUGCACACAUGCUCUCUCACACACA